Molecule: messenger RNA, 1917 nt
Organism: Salvia hispanica
Lineage: Eukaryota; Viridiplantae; Streptophyta; Magnoliopsida; Lamiales; Lamiaceae
Source: RefSeq, a predicted model, not a curated record
AUGUCGGGUAACAAGAGUUGUCCGCUCUUCUUCCUCUUCAUCAUCUUUUAUUCACUCGCGGCCGCGGACUCCACAGACAUAUUGUAUGAAAUCGCACCAUUCAUUAGGGUUUACAAAAAUGGCAGCGUUGAGAGAUUAAUCGGAACAGAUACGGUUCCUCCGUCGCUGAAUCCGAAAUCCAAAGUUCUCACCAAAGACAUCAUCACUGAACCAUCUCUCAACAUCUCCGCAAGGCUCUAUCUCCCUCGCUCCGCUGCCUCGCUCCAACUUCCCCUUCUAAUCUACAUCCACGGCGGCGCGUUUUGCACCUGUUCCCCUUUCUCUUCCACCUACCACUACUACCUAAACUCCAUCGUCGCUGAAGCUAACGUCGUCGCUGUCUCCGUCAAUUACCGUUUAGCCCCAGAGAACCCUCUCCCCACCGCCUAUGAAGACUCAUGGUUCGUCCUUAAAUGGAUCUUCUCCCACUCCAAACAGGGCGGAGGCGGUAGCGAGGCAUGGCUGCGGAACAACGUCGAUUUCGACCGUGUUCACGUGAGUGGAGACAGCGCUGGAGGCAACAUAGCCCACAACGUGGUGGUCCGGGCCGGGUUGGGAACGGGUCGUGUUAGGAUCAGCGGAUUGUUCCUGAAUUGCCCGCAUUUUUGGGGGAAGGAAAGAAUUGGGAAUGAAGCGGGUGACCCGGAAAUGGUGGCGCGGGAGAAGAGUAUAUGGAUCCAUGCAUACCCGAAUUCCACCGGGUUUGACGACCCGCUGUUGAACCCGGAUUACGACCCGAAUCUUUCGAAACUCGGUUGCAAAAGGGUUGUGGUUUAUGUUGCUGAAAAUGACAUAUUGAGAGAUAGGGGAUUGCAAUACAAGAAGGCGUUGGAGAAGAGCAAGUGGGAAGGAGAGGUGAAGAGUGUGGAGGUGAAGGGAGCUGUUCAUGUUUUCAAUCUACGCUUACCUGAAAGUAAAGAUUCAAAGGAAAUGAUGAAACAUUUUGCUUUAUUUCUCAACGAGAAAGAAAAGUCUCACUGUGGUUUGGGAUUAGAGAGAGCGAUUAUAGUCUACAAAAAUGGCAGACUCGAGAGGCUUACCGGCGAAGAUGUUGUCCCUCCAUCCAGCCACUGGAGUCCAAUCCAAAGACGUCCAAAUCGCGGCGGAGUUCAACCUCAACCUCUCCGCCCAACGCCGAUCCUACCAAAAAACUCCCGCUUCUCGUCUACUUCCACGGCGGCGGCUUUCCCCCGAAUUCCCGACCCGGCUGCGUUCGAGGAUUCAUGGCGCGCCCUCAAGUGGAGCGCCGAGGGCGAGGAGGAAUGGAUGAACGAAUUCUCCGAUCUGAAUCGUGUGUAUUUAGGCGGGGACAGCGCGGGCGGGAAUAUAGCACACAAUAUCGCCAUGCGGGUCGGGUCGGAGAAUCCGGAGGGUUUUAAGUUGGAAGGGAUGUUCCUGAAUUGCCCCGCCUUUGGGGGAGUGGAUCCGAUUGGGCGCGAAACGGCGGAGGAGUUCUAGAAGAGGGCGGAGUAUUCUGAGAAACUGUGGAAAUAUGUUUGCCCGAGCUUGAGGCAUCGGGACGAGGGAUGGGUGAACCCGGGUAAGGAUCCGAAUUUAUCGGGUUUGGAUUGCCGGAAGGUGUUGGUUUAUGUUGCGGGGGAGGAUUACCUCAAGGAUAGAGUGUGGUAUUAUAAGGAGGUGCUGAGCAAUUGUAGAUGAGCAAUUGUAGAUGGAAGGGAGUGUAUCGAGGUUGCCGGUGAAUUCCAUGAUUUCUGUGUGAAUACUCCAGAUAAUCAGGUAGGAAUAGAUAUGACGAAAAAAAAGUGGAUUCCUUUAUCAAUAACUAAAUCUAUUAUCAUGUUAAGUGAUAUAUCGAUUGUUAUUGUAAUUGUAAUUGUUAUGACUUAUGGUGGUGCUUCAUGAAAGAAUUAAUUGGUA